CACAGCUAAGUGUAUCCCCACACAAUUCAAAUUUAUAACCAUAAAUAUUUACAUACAUUACAGUGUAUGCAUGUUUUGUUUAUGUACAUGUCUGUCAAUAAUUAAAUUUCUAAAAAUAUAUAUAUAUAUUGUUUUAUUUGUAACCUGUUACCUGUUAGGGUGACUAUUUAAACAGCAUAUCCCUUGUAUUAUUGUUUUUUUUUUCUUUUUUUAAAUAAUUAUUAAGGUUUUACUUGCCGGAUUGUUUCAUCCUUAACUCGUGAUUGGUGAUUCUGGCGCCUCCCGGUGGUCAUUCGGUGGAAGUACAGGUACAGCUCGCUCCACAGACGGCAGUUGGACGGGUUACCGCUGCCAUUAACCGCAGGACUUCACCGACAGACAGACGGUCACCUUCGUGUCUAAUAUGAGGCGCUUCCGGGAGGGUUAAAACCAUCAUGAACGGGCUAUUACUCCCGCUGACAUCCUGUUAAUUUCCCGUUUUCUAAAAAAAUGCCCAAUGAUCGCUGGCCCGCGUUAGAAGAUGGCGGAGUCGGACGGCGAAUUUGUUCCGAAACAUUCGCAGAGCGGGUCUGCGGUUAGAUGGAAGCUGAUAGACUCAUCUCUGACAUCUGGAGUUAGCGUAUGGCUAACAAGAAUAGCACGCUGCGCUGCUCCUUCUCCGCUCCCAGCCACAGCGCCACGCUCCUCCAGGGCUUGUCGGUUUUGCGAGCUCAGGGUCAACUUCUGGACGUUGUGUUGGCUGUAAACGAAGAGCAUUUCCAGGUCCAUAAAGCUGUGCUUGCCGCCUGUAGUGAUUACUUCAGAGCUAUGUUUACUGGAGGCAUGAGGGAGUCGACCCAAGAUACCAUUGAGCUGAAGGGCUUGUCUGCUCGGGGGCUCAAGCAUAUCAUCGACUUUGCCUACAGCUCUGAAGUCACCUUAGACCUGGAAUGCAUUCAGGAUGUCCUCGGGGCAGCUGUGUUCCUCCAGAUGGUUCCAGUCGUCGAGCUCUGUGAAGAAUUCCUCAAAUCAGCCAUGAGCGUGGAGACCUGCCUUCACAUCGGACAGAUGGCCACCACGUUCAGCUUGUCUUCCCUCAAAGAGUCGGUGGAUGCCUUUACCUUCCGCCACUUCCUGCAGAUUGCAGAGGAGGAGGACUUCCUGCACAUUCCCCUGGAGCGGCUCAUCUUCUUCCUUCAGAGCAACAAACUGAAGAACUGUCGUGAAAUUGAUCUCUUCCGUGCUGCUGUCAGGUGGCUCCAGUACGACAAGUCCCGCCGGGCGCUUGCCAGUAGCGUGCUCUGCCAUGUGCGCUUCCCACUCAUGCGUUCCUCAGAGUUGGUGGAUAGCGUUCAGACGGUGGACAUCAUGGUGGAGGACGUGCUCUGUCGCCAGUAUCUUCUUGAGGCCUUCAAUUACCAGAUCCUUCCUUUCCGACAGCAUGAAAUGCAGUCUGUCCGAACGCUCAUCCGCUCGGACGUUAUGUCUCUUAUUACCUUUGGUGGAACUCCAUACACUGACAACGAUCGCACUGUGAGCACUAAAGUGUAUUAUCUUCCAGACUCUGCUUCCCGACAGUUCAAAGAGCUGACAGAGCUGGAGACGGGGUGCAGCCAUGCGUGUGUCGCCGUUCUCGAUAACUUUGUGUAUAUAGUCGGAGGGCAGCAGUUGCAGUACCGGAGUGGGGAGGGAGCCGUCGACAGCUGCUUUCGCUAUGACCCACACCUGAAUCAGUGGCUCCGUAUCCAGUCCCUGCAGGAGGCUCGCAUUCAGUUUCAGCUGAGCGUGCUGCAGGGAAAGCUGUACACCACGGGUGGCCGCAAUCGAUCCGGCAGCCUGUCAUCCGUAGAGUGCUACUGCCCCAAAAAGAACGAGUGGUCCUUCGUCGAGCCGUUGAAGCGCAGAAUAUGGGGUCACGCCGGCACCGCUUUCGGAGAACGGCUUUACGUGUCGGGUGGUUACGGCGUCUCUGUAGACGAUAAAAAAACACUCCACUGCUACGAUCCGGGAUCGGACCAGUGGAACUUCCGAGCCCCCAUGAACGAACCUAGAGUGCUGCACGCUAUGGUCAGCACCCGCGAUCGUGUGUACGCUCUGGGCGGUCGCAUGGACCACGUGGACCGUUGCUUUGACGUGCUGGCGGUUGAGUAUUACAUUCCAGACAACGACCAGUGGACCACGGUCACGCCGAUGCGAGCGGGUCAGUCGGAGGCAGGCUGCUGCCUACUGGAUGGAAAAAUCUACAUCAUAGGAGGAUACAACUGGCACUUGAAUAACGUCACGAGCAUCGUCCAGGUGUACAACACACAAACAGACGAAUGGGAAAGAGAUUUGCACUUUCCAGAAUCCUUUGCCGGAAUCGCUUGCACGCCGUUAAAACUCCCACAGAACGACACGCAAAGUUAAGAGUGUGGUCUUAAACAAUGAAGGUUUUACUCUACAUUUUGUCGGCGAACGCUGAUUUAGAUCAAACCAGGCUCGUCUGUUUGUGUUUCUCUAUUUAAGAUUUGAAAAAGUAGCAUUAUUUGAACCGUGUGAACAGGUUACCUCUCAACACCACUUUCUGUAUUUGAACUCUUUUGGUUUUAUGAUGUUUAGCAGGUGAUCAAUGUGCUCAUAUACUCAUAUGGAAUAACCUCUAACAAGUGGACAUUUUAGAAUAACUUCUAGUUUGAAUGCUAUGAAUCCAGUCAUGCACAUUUAUUUCUUUGGGGAAAUUACUUCAGCAAACAUUACCAAGUCAAAGCACUUUCCUGAAACACAAACCAGUUAUUAGUGACUUAAAACAAAAGUUUUACUUGAAGGGCUUGAGUUACUAAUUGCACACAUUUGUAUUUUUACGUUUUGUCCUAACAAAUAUUUUAGGGCAGGAACUACUUCCAGACUAUUAAGCUUUGGGGCUGUUUGAUUGUAAAGUUAUUUAUUUUGCUCAGAUUUUAUGAAAAACACUAAGACAGCUUGAAAUCUUCCUACUUGUUGUAGUUUUUUUCCCUCUAGUUUCCUAAUACUUUCAGAUCUUGAAUUUAUGAAGACAUUACAGUUUAGGAAGGCUUUGUUUUUACAUUUUUGGUGUUUAUUUUUUUUAAACUUAUGGAUCUGUUUCCAGAGCUUCAAACUUCCAGAAACACUGCCCUCUAGUAGACAAAGCAUAGCGCUUAUGGCAGCUACUUUCUGAGUUAUUUUUUAUGGGAGUAUGUAUUUGUUCACACUUUAAUGACCAAACUGCUCCUGAUCUUUUACUAAAGUUAGCUUUACAACUUAAAAACUUCUAAUAAUUUGUAAUCUCUUGUCAUUUUUGUUCAUGAUUUUGCUGCACUUUUCCACGUUGUAACCAAUGAUUACUAUACUAACGUUUGUUUGAGAGAAAUGACACAUAUAAGAUUUUCUUGAAAACUGUCCCGUCUGCCUUAGUAUGUGUUGUUUAACUUGUAACAAUGAAAGCACAUUAUAUUUAUGAAGUGCAAUACACCAAAAACUACCACGGUUUGAGGAGAAUGUACAUGUUUGUGUGGCUCUCUGUUAUCCUUUAUUAAAAGUGUUAUAUUUUAACUC
Molecule: messenger RNA, 3531 nt
Organism: Oryzias melastigma (Indian medaka)
Lineage: Eukaryota; Metazoa; Chordata; Actinopteri; Beloniformes; Adrianichthyidae
Gene: klhl26
Product: kelch-like family member 26
Exons: 4
Coding region: 622-2385 (587 amino acids)
Molecular function (GO): protein binding
Source: RefSeq, a predicted model, not a curated record